Messenger RNA from Scylla paramamosain (green mud crab), 4911 nucleotides. RefSeq lists its product as uncharacterized. Lineage: Eukaryota; Metazoa; Arthropoda; Malacostraca; Decapoda; Portunidae. The record is from RefSeq and is a predicted model, not a curated record. The transcript is spliced from 2 exons. Bases 3851 to 4756 code for a protein of 301 amino acids.
GUGUGUGUGUGUGUGUGGCGUCGUUUGAUCUCUGUUGUGGACUUGUGGGGUGACUUUCAUCCUGCCUGCCAUGUUGUUGCGGCGCCAUUAGCUCAGUCAGUCAGCCAGUCGGUCGGUCGGUCAAUCACUCAUUCAAUCAGUUAGUUGGUCAGUCAGUCAGUCAGUCAGUCAGUCAGUCAGUCAGUCAGUCAGUAAGUAAGUUCGCCUAUCAGUCAGUCUUUUAGUCGGUCAGUCAGUGAGUCAGUUCGCCAUUAAGUUUGUGGAAGUAGAUGAAAUGAUAUAAUCAACAUAGAUACAUAGAUACAUACAUACAUAGUAGUGUCUGCAGCUUCCCUCUUUCCCUGGAUGUGGGAGAUGAUGUUAUCUGAGAAUCAGGAAGGAAAAUUCUUAAUAAUUACAAGAAAAAAGCUAUUAAGUUUAUAUAAGGACAAACCAGGAAGGAAAAAAAAAAAUUAAUAACGCGAAAUAAAAAUAAAAAAAAAUAAAAAGGUAAAUUAAAUAAAGCAUUGAAAAGAGGAAAUGUGUAAAUUAUGUAAGAAAAAGAGAAAAAGAUACAAUAAUGUAAAAAUACAUGUUAAGAAAAUAGUAAAGCACCAUAAAAAGGGGUGGGGGAAACAUAAUUAAAGCGAAAUAGAAAGGAAUUAUAGUAAAGAAGAAAUGUGUAACCAAAGUAAAAGGAAACAGGAAAAUAAUAAUGAAAUGAAAGAUCUACGGAAAGCAGGGAGAAGACGAAGAUAAAAAGGAAGAGGAGGAGGAGGAGGAGGGAGAAAAGAAAAAAGAAAGCGAACAAGAAAGAACAAAAAGAACAAAAAAAAGAAGGAAAACCAUCACAAAAAAAAGGAGGAAAGAUAAAAAUAACCCCAAAAACGAAGAAGAAGAAGAAGGCGAUCUGAGUCUCUUUUACCAUAACAGUUCCCGUGGGAGGCGUUGCUCUCUCUGCCUUCCUCCCUGGCCACUGCGCCCUUCACAACACGCGGGGGACAUCCAGGCGUGUUCGUACCUAUCCAGAAGCUCAAAAACAUGUACCCUAGUGGUUUAAUACGUUCUACAGCCUCUUUGAGAUUCAGGGGCCGUGGGUACCAGAGAUUUUUUGAAUAGUAAUACCGUGGUCUGAGGGAGGAUCAAGAUGGCGGGACAAGGGCUUCAAGAGAGAGUAAAUCCGCGUGUUUUGAGAUCAGAAGUCGUGGUUUUUUGAGAUGAGUGAUCCUAAAAUGAAUGGGUGAACGAAGAAAACUAAGCUUGACUAAAAUGAAAUAGGAUGAAAUAAGAAAAAAUAAAAUAAAUAAAAUAUAAUAAGAUUAAAUAAGGAAUGAUAGUAAUAGUGGUGGUGGUGAUAAUAAUAAUAAUAAUAAUAAUAAUAAUAAUAAUAAUAAUAAUGAAAGUAAAAUGUUUAAAACUAAGGAAAAAAGAUAUAUAACAAAAUAUACAUCAAUUCAUAAAUGUUUCAUCGCCUCGUAUGGAUUACUUCCAACAGCCUGCAGUCUAGUGGAAGUUAUUACGGCCUUCAUUUUAUUUAUUUACUUAUUUUUAUGAUUUUACCGAUCGUCCAGCAAACAUCCCGCACCGUUAAUGAGAAUGAAAACACUGGAAGCCCGACUAAUCAUCUCUUUGACCUUUGAAAGCUGCCCUAAUGAAAGCCCAAAGCGUUUAAGAUUACAAGCCACAGACUCAUGAAGUAGAGGUUUCAGUCUCGCCACCUCCACAACAGUAAAGUAGAACACCAUUUUGUUGAGACACAGACACGGUUCACCAGAUUACAAGCCACACAAGUCAGUAAUAAGUGGAGAUCUGAGCUUCGCCUCCAUCACUAGAGAAAUGGGAUGAGAUUUUUAUAGAUACACAGACGCAAUUCACUAGUUAAAUGCCUACGUUCGUUAUGUCGAUUCUGAUUUUAUAGACACACAUAAACACACAUACACACAGUCGUUCAUUUCACAUUUAAAUACCUGCGUUCGCAAUUAAUGAUCUUACCUGUAGCUAUACCUAUUACCCGUUGAUCCCCUGGCACGCUGAACACAUCUGUCUGCUGUUGUUGCGACUUGUACAGUGUCGGGCGGGUUCCCAUUAUUCAUUGUACGUACUUCCUCAUAAAGUCAGAAGGUUCAUUGGCUCCCUGGCUGCAAUGUAGUCGGUGCCAGUGGAUUGAUGUAUCGAGGCAUGAUUUGUUCCUUCUCCUCCUCGUAGUUAUGGUGGGAGUUUGUAUAAGUUUGUAUUAAGCUGAAGAGACGUCACUGCAAUAAGAAGAUUAAGACUUUGACAUGUGGAAAAUAUGUUGUUUUGCACCGUUUUUUUUUUUUUUUUUUUGGGGGGGGGGAGGGAGAGCGAGGAGAGAACGUUCUUUAAUGAUUGGAUUUUUCUGAGUUGGAAAUUUGAGUUAUUGGAACCGUGUUUUGAAUUCCCGGAACGUGUUUUAAAGUACUGGCGCUUGUUUUGCACUGAAAUCCGUUUUAGAAAUGAAUCCACCUUGAAUAAUUAUUGGAACUUGUCUUCAGUCACUGGCACGUACUUUACACAAGUUUGGUUUGAACUGGAAUAUCUCUUGAAUAAAACCCAAAAUUUGUUUUUAGUAUUAAUUAAUUCUGAAUCACUGAACCUCACUUUCCACUUUAAACCACCAGUUAAUCACACCUGUGGCUUCGUCCUCCCCGUCACCUGUUGAACUGAAUCUGUUUUGAAUAACCGGACGUUGCUUUUGAACCAGUAUUAGUUUUUCCCCACUGGACCUCGCUUUGCACUCUGAAUCACCACAAUCAAUCACACCUGUGGCUUCUUCCUCCCUUUCACCACACCUUCACCGACACUGCAUGAUUUGAAAAGAGCGAACCGUUCACGCCUCUUCCUCUCUUACCCUCCUUCCCUUACUGUCAACACACGUUCCUUUCAUAUCCUCGGUUAGUCUUCCCAAUAUUCAGCCUUGAAGGAGAAGCGUGAAAUAUGAACACUGCAAAGGCUUCCUCCCUCCCGUCUCCUCCCUGCCGAGUGUUUGCGAGUGUCAAGUGCAGAUAGGGUGUUUUGAAGCAUCGGAUCGCCUGUCACUCGGUUCGUUUCAUGCCUCAAGUUUUGCUUCGCUUGUUCUGCGCAGUGGUGUUGAGGGAUAUCUUUUGUGUGUGUGUGUGUGUGUGUGUGUGUGUGAUGGUAACCUAAUGUAUUCGUAACCUAAGCUAGGUAGAUCUAUCAUAUAUAUGACUAUGUAUGACAUCGUUUUAUUUAUGGAGUGUGGAGUGUGUUGGCGGGACGAGGUGAAAGAUAUAUGAACGUUAGCGUAGUGAAGCUCUCUCUCUCUCUCUCUCUCUCUCUCUCUCUCUCUCUCUCUCUCUCUCUCUCUCUCUCUCUCUCUCUCUCUCUCUCUCCUGCACCCAAGCAAUACCAAUCCAGCCAUUCAAAACGAGGAGGAAACGCAUCAACAAGUCUCAACGUGAACCAAGAAAACGGAUAGUUUUGCUCCUGCUGGCGAGACCAACACUCAUUCCUCCAGGCCCCGUAGAGUCGCUCCUCCAUACCCGGGGCCAGCCAGCCAGUGUCUACCUAGCUGUCGGCGCGGGAGGACGUGUGCGCGUGGCCAGAAAAUAUGUGUCAGAUGUGAAUAAAGACUGUGAACAUAAAAGAGUUGAAUAAAAGAACUGAAAAAAAGUAAUAAUAAUAAUCACAAGUGAACUUUUUACCGAUGGCGAAGAGAGGACAGUGAUAUGAAAUGGUGACAGUGGGCGGCAGGGCUUAGUGCCACGCAGCGACACGCCGCACCCGUGUCGUCAUGCUCCAGUGUGGGCCGCGGCGCAGCAGCGAGGAGCGUGACCACCGUAUGCCGGUGGGGCAGUGGUAGUGGUGCCCCGGGCGGCAGAGGCAGAGCACCAUGCUGGCCUCCCGGAGACGCGGAUCUUGUGGUGGGGCUGGUGACCGUGGCCAGGCCCAGUAUUGUGGCGGGGGUGAGGACUGCUUGGGGGAUCGCCACACCCUGGAGGAACGAGCAGCAGGCGUCCUGGCCGCCCUGGUGGAAGGCGCCGUGGACGCCCCUAAAGAGUCUCACUCCCUCACGCCCAUCGCCUCAUACUUGCUCACGCUCAACUCCCGCCUCCUGACGACCAUCAUGACCGCGGUGAUGGCCAGCCGCCCCCGUUGGCUGCCCCUAGAAUACCAUUGGGCGCCCCUCGACCACGACCCGCUGCUGGGACUGCUGCGGCUGGUUGGGGGGCGUCUCACUGCCCUCACCUAUACCUGCCACCCGCUGUCCCGCGAGCCUCUUCUGCAGGCCUUGGCUGCCAUGCCUUCCCUCACCUCCCUCUCCCUGCCGGAGACCGCCGACAAUAACGUGCUGUCAGUGGUGGGUGCCGCCUGCCCCUUCCUCGCCUCCCUUUGCGUGCGGGGCUCCAGGGCUGUUACUGACGAUGGUGUGCGUCGGCUGCUCCUCCGCCGCCACACUUACACUCGCUCCCGCUGGCGCCGUCUGUUCUCUCGCUGGCGAGCGCUGCGGGCCUCUUUCACUCGCCAGCAGGCCUGCUACCGCCCGCUGCCGCCGCCUGUCUUCAGUGACCAGGCCCUGCUGCCUCCCCUCGAUCCCGAUCAUCUCAAUCCCCUGAGUGCCACGCUGACCCUCCUGGACCUGGGAGGCACCAGGGUUACCGCGCAGGUGGCAGAGUGGGCCCGCAGCCUCCUGUCCCCCCAAGCCAGGGUGGAGGUGACCCACGCCCCCCGCGUCCUCCACUCCCAGGGCUCCUUUGAGGACCAAAUGGUCGGCCUCCUGGCGCCCCUCACACCAUAGGCCGCCCAUGCCGACCAUCCACAUCCUGUAUGAUUGCACAGCCUACACACACACACACACACACACACACACACACACACACACACACACACACACACACACACACACACACACACACACACACACACACACACACACACACACACACACACACA